Molecule: messenger RNA, 1719 nt
Organism: Fundulus heteroclitus (mummichog)
Lineage: Eukaryota; Metazoa; Chordata; Actinopteri; Cyprinodontiformes; Fundulidae
Gene: rdh14b
Product: retinol dehydrogenase 14b
Exons: 2
Coding region: 63-1037 (324 amino acids)
Source: RefSeq, a predicted model, not a curated record
AUACAUAACACGCCGUGCCAUUCUAUCGUCACGUCCUUGUCAACCUGCAGCCCGGCCCAUAUAUGUCCACCACGGCCGUGUUAAUAGCCGCUGUUGUCGGCGGCGGGGUUCUGCUCCUCAUGCGCCGUCUCUUCCCCCGGCGGAAAGCGGCGAAGCUGCUCCAGUUUCCCACCGACACCAUGCGCGGAAAGACCGUGAUUGUGACCGGGGCGAACUGCGGGAUAGGGAAGGCCUUGGCCGGGGAGCUCCUGAAGCUCCGCGCCCGGGUCAUCAUGGCCUGCCGGGACCUGCGGAGCGCCGAGGACGCAGCCCGGGACCUCCAGAGCCAAGCGGGGCCACAGCAGGGGGAGGUGGUCGUUAAACACCUGGACCUGGCUUCCCUGCGAUCAGUCCGGAGGUUUUGUGAGGAAAUCAACAAGGAGGAAGCUAAGAUUGACGUGCUGGUCAACAAUGCCGGCAUCUUUCAGUGUCCCUACACCAAGACAGAAGAUGGUUUUGAGAUGCAGCUCGGAGUGAAUCACUUGGGCCAUUUCCUCCUCACUCACCUGCUGCUGGAUCUCCUGAAGGCCUCCUCUCCCAGUCGCAUCGUCGUAGUUUCCUCCAAACUCUACAAAUACGGCCAGAUCAACUUUGACGACCUGAACAGCGAAAGGAACUACAACAAAGCCGCCUGCUACAGUCAGAGCAAGCUGGCCAACCUGCUGUUCACACUGGAGCUGGCUCAUCAGCUCGAGGGCACGGCGGUCACCGUCAACGCACUCACCCCGGGCAUGGUGAGGACCAGACUGGGCCGGCACGUCCACAUCCCUCUGCUGGCCAAGCCGCUGUACCACCUCGCCUCGUACGUCUUCUUGAAGAGUCCACUGGAAGGAGCCCAGACGCCGCUCUAUCUGGCCUGCUCCCCAGAGGUGGAGGGCGUGUCUGGGAAGUGCUUCGCUAACUGCGAGGAAGAGGAGCUGAUGGCCAAGGCUACAGACGAACAGGCAGCCAAGAAACUGUGGGACAUAAGCAGGAGGAUGGUUGGACUCGCAGAGUGACCAUGGGGCCAGUUCUGUGGACGGGAUUGUUGGGGAAUUAAGUGUUCCGGGAUCGGCUCUCUUAAUCCGCUUCUGCUUGCAGACAUCAUUGUGCGAGACGUGGGUUGUGGAAAAUCCGCUCUCCUCCCCAGGGAUGAAAAAUUUAAUGGAAUGACAUGUUGUGCCUCUGAAGUGUGAUAAUUAGGAGUCUGUGGGCUAUGUUACAGAACUGAUUAGAGCUCAUAUUAGGAUUUGAAGUUUAACAUGUGCCAGUGUUGUUGUUUUUUUAAAGAAGAAGCAUUGUAAUAAUUUCUUUCUCCAGGAAAUCAUUGCUCCUUUUAUUUCAGUUACUUUAAAAAUGUUUUUACCACUCAGGAAACAUUUCAGCCGUAAACGCUUCAAAUAUACUGACCUGAUAGCGUGUCCUUAUGCAUUAUAAAUUCUGACAUUACAUAUGCUGUAAAAAUUCCUUUGCACUAUUCUUACAGUGCCCUGUGCCAAAGCAUUUAAACCCCUGUAUUUUUUUUUUCACAUUGCAGACAAAAACGUUGCCGUACGUCAUGUGAUGGACCAACAAAAUAUCCCAGUUGAAAGAAAAGGGGACAUGUUUUUUUCGAACACUUCAACGAAUAAAAAUCUGAGGUGUGAUGUGAAUAUGUAUGUACCCACAUUUACUCUAUCUCUAAUUAAAUUACAGAGCAAA